Leishmania mexicana MHOM/GT/2001/U1103 is the source of this 1077-nucleotide messenger RNA. RefSeq lists its product as hypothetical. The coding region runs from base 1 to 1077 and encodes 358 amino acids. The record is from RefSeq and is a predicted model, not a curated record. The transcript has a single exon. NCBI's taxonomy places the organism in Eukaryota, Euglenozoa, Kinetoplastea, Trypanosomatida, Trypanosomatidae.
AUGGAGACGUUGAAGGGGUUUGCUCGCCGCACCACGCAGAGCCUGCGUGAGAUGGUGUCGCGGACGGAGGUGUCGCCGGAGGAGAUGCGGCUUACGGAGGUCAUGGGGAAGGUGCGCAUAACGGAGAUGAAGGGGGAGAUAAUUUGCGAAAAGGUCAUCCAGGCUGCUCGGCUCAUGGGCGAGCUUGGCACGACGUUGCGAGAGAUUGGAGAGGAGUACAAGGGUGUACCAGAUUUACCGAAGGAGAGUCGUGAACUUGCCGACGACGUCUUCGAGGUCGGUGUGAAGCUCGUGGAGACGUCGCAGGAGCACCAGAAAGGUCUGAAGGAUAACGGGUUCGAGUUGCUACGCAGCUUCGCCAAGCAGUGUGCGCAGCUGCGCGAGGUCGAAGAUGCGCGGCGGCACCACCAGCUCGAGUACGACUUCUUCAAAUCCAAAGUGCAGUCCCUCCGCUCAUCACCGCAGAGGGACUUCACUCGUCUUCCACGCAACGAGCAGAUCUUGGAGAAUUGGCGGGUGGAGCUGUGGCGGGCGACGGAGCGCAGUAAAGCGUUGUGCUCGGAGCUCUUCGUGUCCGGUCGCCAGGCGAUUGACCGAAGCGUGCUCACGACCAUUCAGGUGCUCCACAGCUUCGUGGAAAUUGCGUCGACGGGCUUCUCGCAAACCUUUCAGGGAGUACGCCUCCCCACCUAUCCAAAAACACCUGUACUGCCUCCGGCGGCGCUGCCGCCUGCGCCGGCGCCGUCGACCCCAUACGCGUACAGCGCCCCGACGGCUGUUGCGGUGCCCACUGCUGCCAUUAUACCGACCUCACCGGGUGCUCAAGCUCCUAUGCCCGGGACGGCCUACGUGUCGACCCCGCUACUGUCGUCGGCAAAUCCCCCCGGCCCAGUUGCAGCACCACAGGCAGCGCCACUUUCUUCCGCCAUAGGCACUCCGUACGGAGGUGUCCCUUCGUAUGCCGCCACGCCAGGGGCUGCCGGUAGCGGCCCUGCGGGUUAUCAACCACCACCCCUCCACAUACAAACUUCAACAGAUAAUGACACGGCAACGUAUCAGCCACCGCCCGUACAGUGA